This is a messenger RNA of Arabidopsis arenosa, 1465 nucleotides long. NCBI's taxonomy places the organism in Eukaryota, Viridiplantae, Streptophyta, Magnoliopsida, Brassicales, Brassicaceae. The record is from the annotation of a GenBank genome assembly.
CUAACAGUUAUCAAAAUGAAAGAUUAAAAGUUCAUCUUUUCUCAUAUCUCAAACUCCCUUCACCUUCUUCCCCAACUAGAACUCACUCAAAACGACGAGUGCCAAUGCAGAGGGAAUUUUAACGCUGAUGGAGUCUGAAAAGAACCUUCAUCUCUUGGACCAUCUCUUGGAGAGAGAGCGUGUAAGGGACUUAAGGAAUUCAAUCACAACAAUCAGAUGUAUGAUUUCUACGAGAGUGUCGAGCGACACCAUCAGGGUGUUGAUCGACACCAUACGGGCAACAGGCCGAUGACUCUUGGUGACUACAACAGGCUCGACUUGUUCUAUGAGAAUCGACGUGCAAUUAGACCCCCUGCGUUUGAAAGAAGCGACGAUUUAGGUCUCCAACCUGCAUUCUAUACUCUUGUGAGUCAGCACCCGUUUCACGGUCUUCCACAUGAACAACCAAUGGAUCACAUCGAGAGGUUUGAAGAUUUGGUUUCAAUCAUCAAGGCACGGGUUGUUUCAGAGGACUAUCUACAUCACAAGCUUUUCUCAUACUCUCUUGUUGGGGAAGCAGCUUCUUGGCUUAAGGAGUUGAUUCCAGGAUCUUUGACAACUUGGCAGCAGACAAAGAUGGCUUUUCUGAGAAAUUUCACCAAGAACUACGGUUCUUCUCCUUACCAAGCCCUCCCUCCACCCACUUCUGUGAGUAAGAUAGAAUCCAUGCUGGGACAGAUUCAGGAGAGUUUGGAGAGAACCUUAGAGCGAUUCCCAAGGAUUGAGAACAAUCUCACAACUGCUAGCCACGAUGUUUUGAUGGAAAGUGAAGAUGAGUUCGCUGAAAUUGAGGAGAAUGAUGCUGAUUUUCUGCCUAAGAAGUCCGAGCAGGAUACGGGAACAGCAAUGCAGAUGGAAGCUGGAAUGGCUUUUCAGUACAUUACCUUUGAUGAUAACUGUAAGCUCGAAGUUCCACUUCAAAGAUAUGUCGAGAAGAUGAUUACUAAAGGUGUCAGUGUUGAGGACGCAAGCUUGCUUACCAAAGACAUCAGUGCUAUCUUGGUGUAUGAGGAUCCAGAGAAGAAGCCGAACAUGAGGCAGUCAGUGGCUAUCUCCAAAUUAGUCAAUGCCAUGAUUCAGUGUAGCAUCCCAGAGAAGUUACCUGAUCCAGGAAGCUUUGUGCUAGAUUGCAACAUAUCCACCAUUGAUGGUCAAGCGUUUUCUGUAAAGACUUCCAAAGACAUUACUGCUGGAUAUGUCAAAGAGUUGGAUUCUAUUGAGAAAGAAAACGGAGUAGACCACCCAUACCUCUGUCCUGCCCUGCUGAUGUUCCGCACUUCCUAGGUUUGUGUGCGACGAAUUUUCGAUUCUAUUUUAGCUGGAAUUCGCCAAAUCCAUUCUAUGAAAUGAUUUCCACUAUAUUCUAUUCUAUAUGAGUGUGGUCUUUUAUGUACGUUGUUUUUGUAAACAAAAGUCGAGACUUUUU